AUGAGAAUUCCCCCCCCCCCCGACAGCUGGAAUCAAGACUUGUGUUUCAUUUUGUUUCUGCAGAAGGAAACUCCCCUUGCGAAUGCUGCCUUCUGGGCAGCCAGGAAAGGCAACCUGACUCUCCUGAAGCUGUUGUUGAACAGCGGCCGGGUGGAUGUGGACUGCAGAGACAGUCAUGGCACCACACUCCUCAUGGUAGCUUCUUACGCUGGCCACCUGGACUGUGUGAGGGAACUGGUUCUGCAGGGAGCAGACAUCAAUCUCCAGAGAGAGUCAGGUACAACUGCCCUGUUCUUUGCAGCUCAACAAGGCCAUAAUGACAUCGUGCGAUUUCUCUUUGAAUUUGGAGCAUCCACGGAAUUUAGGACCAAAGACGGGGGCACUGCUCUGCUGGCCGCCAGUCAGUAUGGGCACAUGCAGGUGGUGGAGACGCUGCUGAAGCAUGGCGCCAACAUCCAUGACCAACUUUAUGAUGGAGCCACUGCACUUUUCCUGGCUGCCCAAGGUGGUUACUUGGAUGUCAUUCGAUUACUAUUGUCUUCAGGAGCAAAAGUUAACCAGCCAAGGCAGGAUGGGACGGCGCCACUGUGGAUCGCAUCCCAGAUGGGGCACAGCGAGGUGGUGAGGGUGAUGCUGCUGCGGGGAGCCGAGCGGGAUGCAGCCCGGAAGGACGGUACAACAGCAUUACUGAAAGCAGCCAACAAAGGGUAUAGCGAUGUUAUAGAGGAAUUGCUUAAGUUCUCACCCACCCUUGGUAUUUUGAAGAACGGGACGUCAGCCCUUCAUGCCGCAGUGCUCAGCGGUAAUGUUAAAACAGUAGCUCUGCUCCUGGAAGCAGGGGCAGACCCAGGCCUACGAAACAAGGCCAAUGAACUUCCAGCAGAACUAACCAGAAAUGAACGUAUAUUGCGUCUCCUCCAAAGUAAAGAAGCUCAUAGGAAGAGCUAA
Orycteropus afer afer is the source of this 948-nucleotide messenger RNA. It is a transcript of the gene ANKRD29, whose product is annotated as ankyrin repeat domain 29. Lineage: Eukaryota; Metazoa; Chordata; Mammalia; Tubulidentata; Orycteropodidae. The transcript is spliced from 10 exons. The coding region runs from base 1 to 948 and encodes 315 amino acids. Gene Ontology annotation, molecular function: protein binding. The record is from RefSeq and is a predicted model, not a curated record.